CUCAUGGGAAACGUUAUUGGAUAUUGAAGGUCAAACAGGAGGAAAAUCAGUUUUUACGUUACAUGAUUUUGUACAGAAGUUUAAUACAUACCAGGAGAGGUUUGCAAUUUGCAAGUAAAUUUCUGCAUAUACAGUCUGCUCCACUACAAGGAAGCUUUAAUCGGCAACCGAAUAACUCAUGGACAUACAGAAUUAUAAACAAACUGUCUCAGAAGGACAAAAUGCUCCUGUACCAAGAAUUAUCUAAAACUGUUAGUGGAAAGCUAGACUGUUCAAUUAGCAAAUCAGAAACAGAAGAGUCUCCUGUGACAUAUAGUCAACUGAAGCUCGUUGUUGUAGGAAGCUGCCUUCCAUUUAUAGGCUUUGGUUUCUUGGACAACGCGAUUAUGAUAAUAGCUGGUGAAUAUAUCGAUUUGACAUUCUCAGCAAUGUUGGGUAUUUCGACCAUGGCCGGUAUGUAAAAUUGUCAUCAGAAUGUUUUUUUGUAGCGGCGGGUCUUGGGAACUUGGUUUCUGACCUUUUUGGAAUUGGGCUUGUUGGCUACGUCGAAAAGUUUAUAGAGAAGAUUGGUAUUACUGUCCCUCCCCUGUCUGCUACUCAACUUGCUUCUAACUCAGUUCGUUGGGCGGUAGCAAUAGGGCGAAUAGUCGGCAUUACUAUAGGAUGUCUAUUGGGCCUAUUGCCUCUUUUUUGGUUUAACCGAUCAGAAGAUGAAAAAUAAGGUAACUCCGUGAAAUAUCACCAUUUUUCUGGGUCAACUAUUAGAUAAAUGUAUUGAAGAGUUUAUAUUACAGUUUACCCCAUAGAUAUUGAUUUUCUAUCGACCAUUUUAAAUCCGAAGUAAUGGCGAUAUGAUUGAUAUUUUCUUACCAGUUAACAUUGUUUUACUUUUAUACGUGCUUUCGGUUUCUUAAAGUUGAAAAUAGCAUUUCUGAAUGAAAAUAAUUUUUCACACAAAUUUGUUCAAUCAUUGUUUCCUUUAUGUGAAUUUGCUAGGAUUGUUUUUGUUCCGAAAAUUAAUAUCUUAUUUUAUCAAGCACAGGCUGUAUUCACUUCUGAAUAAUAUUUUAUGAUACAAUUUUGUUUUUAUUCUCUUGUAAGGAUUAUAUUUCUGAAAAAUCUAUAUGGCUUUAUGACCGCUGGACUGUUACAUACACUAUUUAUUACCUUACUUUGAGUUUUUUUUACAUAAUUUGAUUUAUCUUAAGUAUAUUUAUCUGAGUUUAACCUUCCGUAGUGAAGUAAAGAUUUUUUCCAUAUACCUACAAACAAACUAUCCCUUUCUUUUCUAUAAGAUCAGUCCAUUUCUUGUCAAAAAUUUAAAAAAAAUGGUUACAUGUCAUUAUUGCUCGACAUCAUGAACAUUGUUUGGGAACUAAUUGAUAUGAUUCGUAACAUAUAUUUGUGUUUUCCAGUUUAUUUCCUUCGGAUCUUGAUUUUAACUGAAUGAUGGCGAUUUUGUCUUUGUUCGAUUUUAAUCACACUUUUUUUAUUCCUUAAACUGUGGCAUUUUUACAAUGAUUUGUACCUGCAUGUUUUUUUAAAAUUUCAUUCUUGCUAAAAUCAUGAGCAAAUUUUAUAUUUACAAAACUUUCGAUUUUACAACUUAUAUAGUUAUACUCAAAUUUAAUACUGUUAAAAAAAUCCAUCGUUCUAAUAAUUCAUAUUGUCUUUGAAUCAUAUUACGAUGUAAAGUGCACUUAUAUCUUUAACUGAUUGUUUUGAUUUUUUCCUGAAAAUACUAUCGGCUUGAGUCAGCACAUUACACAGAAAAAAAUCAGUUAAAAUAUAUUGGAGUGCGUACGUAAGCAUGAGGGAUAAUCAGACACAAACAUUCAAACAAACACAGUCCAUUUGGCAGAAAUAUAAGAAGUGAAUUGAAAUGCAACAUAUUUUGGAUUCCGGGCCAUAUUAUGAUAGCCAAAUCACUUAAAAGUACUUUUGAUUAAAGUUUUACUUGUGCCAUAGGUCAUACAAUAUGAAGGUUAUCUUUUUGCACAUUAUGUAAAAGAAAC
This is a messenger RNA of Trichobilharzia szidati, 2015 nucleotides long. The record is from the annotation of a GenBank genome assembly. Lineage: Eukaryota; Metazoa; Platyhelminthes; Trematoda; Strigeidida; Schistosomatidae.